This is a messenger RNA of Hydra vulgaris (swiftwater hydra), 912 nucleotides long. Its product is annotated as peroxiredoxin prdx-2. NCBI's taxonomy places the organism in Eukaryota, Metazoa, Cnidaria, Hydrozoa, Anthoathecata, Hydridae. Gene Ontology annotation, molecular function: thioredoxin peroxidase activity. The record is from RefSeq and is a predicted model, not a curated record. Gene Ontology annotation, biological process: hydrogen peroxide catabolic process; leukocyte activation; response to oxidative stress. Gene Ontology annotation, cellular component: cytosol.
UAAACUGACAGUCUGACGACUUUUUUUUGUUGUUGGGGGGAGGUGGUACUUCCUUAAAUUUCUUAUAAUUUCCUCUUCGUUUCGAUAAUAAUUCAACCUUUGGGAGUUUCCGUGAAGCGAGAAAUUUUUAGAAAUGGCGACUAUAGUAUCAAGAUUUAUUUCUAAAUCCAUAACAAAUGGUUUAAAAUGCCAAGUCAAAUCUUUUAAGCCAAUUUUGUCAUUUGCUUUAGCGCAAAAGUUUUCUUCAUCAAGUAUUGAAUUGAACAAAGCUUACAUUCAGAAACCUGCUCCUCAUUUUGAAAGUCAAGCUGUAUCGACAUCAGGAGAAUUUGUAAAAAUUAAGUUAUCUGAUUAUCAAGGAAAAUACUUGGUGUUUUUUUUUUAUCCUCUUGAUUUCACUUAUGUUUGUCCCACAGAAAUUAUUGCAUUUAGUGACAGAAUUGAGGAGUUUAAAAAAAUUAACUGUGAACUUUUAGCUUGCUCUGUUGACUCUGUAUUUUCACAUCUUGCAUGGAAUAAUCAACCAAGAAACAAAGGUGGUCUUGGUAAAAUGUCUAUACCAAUUUUAUCAGAUUUAACAAAGCAGAUUUCUAGAGAUUAUGGAGUUCUUUUAGAAGAUGCUGGAAUUUCUCUUAGAGGUUUAUUUAUUAUCGAUCACAAAGGAAUAUUGCGUCAGAUAACAGUAAAUGAUCUUCCUGUUGGACGCUCAGUUGACGAAACACUGCGUUUAGUUCAAGCUUUCCAGUUUGUAGAUAAACAUGGUGAAGUUUGUCCAGCAGGUUGGAAACCUGGUUCAGAUACAAUCAAACCUGGAGUCAAAGAAUCACAGGAGUAUUUUUCAAAACAUUAAAUGUUUCAGCAAGAACUGACAUAUUGAUUGAAUAAUUUAUAAAAUAAUUUUGUCUUUACUAA